AUGACCAUACCCUCUGAUAUCCUCGCUGCGGAAGCAGCCGGAAGGAUUCCCUCCGAUGUUUCGCUAAAUUAUCUCGCUCAGUCUCGCGAUCAUUCGGCCAUCGUGGGAAUUCUGUUCAUGGUCUGUUUGACGGGCAUUUUGUUGAUUGUUCGACUCUAUGCACGAUUCUUCAUUGUUAAGAAAGUCGGCUUCGAUGACGCAUUGGCCAUCUUGACUAUGCUGGUCUACAUCUCAUUCGUUGCCCUAUCUGUCGUCCUCAUUCAACUUGGAAGUGGCCGCCACAUCGAAUACAUUCAAUAUGUCCUGUCCAUGGCCACCGUCCGCGAAACUGAAGUCCUCGACUUCGUCGCACACGUUCUCUAUACAACAGCCCUUUUCUUUUGCCGACUCUCUGGUCUUGCCUUCUACUUCCGGCUCACGGCACGCGCCGGCAAGCUCCACAUCGCUAUUCUAGCUGCCGCUCCAUUCCUCUUUAUCGCAUAUCUCCCGCAGCUUUUCCUUUUGAUCUUCCACUGCAGUCCUGUUACAGGCUUGUGGCCAUAUGCCUGGCAGAGCGAGCCCAUCACCUAUAAAUGUUUAUCAUGGGGCUUGGUCUACUCGGUCAACUCCGGCCUAUCUCUCGCCUGUGAUGUGUUGAUGUUCGUCAUUCCGGCCAUCCUCAUCAAGCAACUCCAUGUCUCCAUGGAAAAGAAGAUCAAGCUCUCGCUGGUUAUGUUCCCCGGUGUGUUCGUCAUCAUCAUCUCCGCCAUCCGCGUCUGGCUCGUCGUUAGGGGCCAAUGGGCAUCCGAUGGCAGCUGGGCCUACAACCCAAUGCUGUGCGUUGAAAACGCUGAAAUUGCAGGAACAAUGAUCGCCCUCUCCGUCCCCGCCUUGAAACCCGUCUUCGGAAAUCUUUUCUCCCACCUGACAGAGUAUACCUCCAGCCACACGCGAUCGCGAUCCGCAGGGAAACUGCGCAGUCACUCAAAGCCGGUGAGCGGCAUGGGCUCGCAUACUCGCGAUGAUAAACGCUUACUUAAUUGGGCCAAGCUUGGCCAUGAUGAUUAUGAGAUGAUGCCUUCUGAGGUCUCCGUGACGAGGGAUGCGAAUGGGUCAAUCAUUUCUUCCAGGCCUGGAAUCAAGGUGACAAAUGAGGUUAAUGUUUCGAGGGUGGAUGGAAGGACACCCUCGCCCGAGCACUCGUCGCGCCCUUCAUCGCGGAAUACCUAG
Messenger RNA from Penicillium atrosanguineum, 1209 nucleotides. RefSeq lists its product as uncharacterized. The coding region runs from base 1 to 1209 and encodes 402 amino acids. The transcript has 3 exons. The record is from RefSeq and is a predicted model, not a curated record. NCBI's taxonomy places the organism in Eukaryota, Fungi, Ascomycota, Eurotiomycetes, Eurotiales, Aspergillaceae.